AUGGGGAAACAGGUGCCAAAAAUGUCAGCUCGGGUAGUCAACGCGAUCAAGAAUCUGCGAGAGGUACACGGAUCCACAUCGAGGGAAAUCAUGAGCUACAUCAUGUCACAGUAUAGUGCUCCGGAGUUGACUAUACAAAGACAGAUGCAAGCAGCCCUGAAGCGAGGGUUGGACUACGGAAUCCUGAAGAGGCAGAAUGGCCACUAUUUCCUGAACAUGGAGGCGGACAUACCGCAGAUAAUGACGGCGGACUUACCGUCGAUGGAGCGAGCAAGGAAACGAAGACGAAGCAGACGACGACGUGGACGUCGUCGACGCAGCAGCAGAAGACGACGCGGAAAAAGUCGUAGGCGACGUCGCCGUUCGCGUCGCAGGAGCAGACGAAGGGGCGCUAAGACCAGGCGGGUCGGUUGCACGAAUUGCAGGUGCAACAAGAGGAAUAGGGAGCUGCAGCUCCUGCAGGACAGCCCGGUGGAGUCGAAGACCCAAGAGGACGAGAACAACCGCGAUAAGGACAACGACGCAGAACGUCGCAACAGGCGCAGCAAAAGUCGGAAUCGUAGCCCGACUCGUAGUCGAUCAUCGGUGAACAGCGAUCAAGAUGCCGCGAUGGAGGACGAUCGACAGACGACCCGUGAUCAAGAUUAA
This is a messenger RNA of Dufourea novaeangliae, 648 nucleotides long. RefSeq names its product U1 small nuclear ribonucleoprotein 70 kDa (gene Srp54). Gene Ontology annotation, biological process: regulation of DNA-templated transcription; nucleosome assembly. The coding region runs from base 1 to 648 and encodes 215 amino acids. Gene Ontology annotation, molecular function: DNA binding; DNA-binding transcription factor activity. NCBI's taxonomy places the organism in Eukaryota, Metazoa, Arthropoda, Insecta, Hymenoptera, Halictidae. Gene Ontology annotation, cellular component: nucleosome. The transcript is spliced from 2 exons. The record is from RefSeq and is a predicted model, not a curated record.